AUGGAGGCGCUGCCAGGUGAAGAAGUCUGGAGAUGUCUGGGAUGUGGGGACAGCAUUGCUGCUGGCCAGCGCCUCCACAAGACUGUCAAUGAAGCUUGGCACAUUUCCUGUUUCCGGUGCUCUGAAUGCCAGGAUCCCCUCACUAACUGGUACUAUGAGAAAGAUGGGAAGCUGUACUGUCACAAAGACUACUGGGGGAAGUUUGGGGAAUCUUGCCAUGGCUGCUCUCUGCUGAUGACUGGACCUGUGAUGGUGGCUGGGGAAUACAAGUAUCACCCAGAGUGCUUUGCUUGUAUGAGCUGCAAGGUGAUCAUCGAAGAUGGGGACACUUAUGCACUGGUGCAACAUUCCACUCUCUACUGUGGAAAAUGCCAUAACCAGAUUGUGCUGACACCGAUGAUAGAAAAACAUUCCACUGAGUCUCUGCGUGAGCAGCUGCCUUAUACACUGACCCUCAUCUCCAUGCCAGCAGCCACAGAUGGCAAGAGGGGAUUCUCUGUGUCUGUGGAAGGUGGCUGCUCCAGCUAUGCCACUGGUGUCCAGGUGAAAGAAGUUAACAGGAUGCACAUCAGCCCAGAUGUCCGAAACGCCAUCCACCCUGCAGAUCGUAUCCUGGAGAUCAAUGGAGCUCCUAUUCGUACCUUACAGGUAGAGGAGGUGGAGGAAUUGAUUCGCAAGACAAGCCAGACCCUUCAGCUGCUGAUAGAGCACGACCCUGUGUCGCAGCGCCUGGACAGGCUCCGCUUGGACUCCCGUCUGCCCAGCCACAUGAAGACACCCAUCUCCCCCCGCUCCCUGUCUCCACUGGACAUCAAGGAAAACCUGGAGGGAACGCUCCGACGGCGCUCCCUCAGGAGAAGUAAUAGCAUUUCUAAGUCUCCCGGCCCCAGCUCUCCAAAGGAACCGCUCCUUCUGAGCCGUGACAUCAGUCGUUCUGAAUCCCUGCGCUCCUCUUCCAGCUGCUCCCAGCAAAUCUUCCGGCCCUGUGAUCUCAUUCAUGGUGAAGUUCUAGGAAAAGGAUUUUUUGGACAAGCAAUCAAGGUGACUCACAAAGCAACAGGAAAGGUGAUGGUGAUGAAGGAGCUGAUUCGCUGUGAUGAGGAAACACAGAAGACUUUCUUGACAGAGGUGAAGGUAAUGCGCAGCCUGGACCACCCCAAUGUGCUGAAGUUCAUUGGUGUGCUGUACAAGGACAAGAAGCUGAAUCUCCUGACUGAGUACAUUGAGGGGGGCACACUGAAGGACUUCCUCCGCAAUGCAGACCCGUUCCCCUGGCAGCAGAAGGUCAGCUUUGCCAAAGGGAUUGCCUCUGGAAUGGCUUAUUUGCACUCCAUGUGCAUCAUUCACAGAGACCUGAAUUCACAUAAUUGCCUGAUCAAGCUGGAUAAGACCGUGGUGGUGGCUGACUUUGGUCUGUCUCGGCUGAUUGUGGAGGAAAGGAAGAAGCCCACUUUGGAGAAGCCGUCUGCCAAGAAACGAACGCUGCGCAAGAGUGACAGGAAAAAGCGCUACACGGUGGUGGGGAACCCGUACUGGAUGGCCCCAGAGAUGCUGAAUGGACAGAGCUACGAUGAGAUGGUGGACAUUUUUUCAUUUGGGAUUGUUCUCUGUGAGAUCAUAGGCCAGGUUUAUGCUGACCCAGACUGUCUCCCACGCACACUGGAUUUUGGCCUUAAUGUCAAGCUGUUCUGGGAGAAGUUUGUUCCUGCUGAUUGUCCUCCAGCCUUUUUCCCUCUGGCUGCUAUUUGCUGCAGAUUGGAACCAGAGAGCAGGCCCCCUUUUUCCAAGCUGGAAGAUUCCUUUGAAGCUCUCUCUCUGUACCUGGGAGAACUUGCCAUCCCCCUUCCAUCUGAACUGGAGGAGCUGGACCACAAUGUGAGUGUGCAGUAUGGACUGAACCGUGACAAGCUACCUGAAAACACUACCUAGUCUGCUCGUGCUGCUUCCUGCAUCACUUCCAUUGGAGCUGGGAUGAGCAUCAGGGAGGGAGAUGCACUUCAGCCACUUCCAGGGCAUUAACAGGGCACCAUGCUGUGCAUCUGCUGCACUGCCUCUUUCUCCCCACCCAGCUUCCCUCCUCUUGGAUAUCCUGAUUCACUGUGGAUUUCUGGCGUGUUUCAGAAGCAAAAAGGACUGUUACCUGCCAGCUGCACCUAGGAAAGCCUCUGAACACUAUUUUUCUGGCUUGAGAAAUAUUUCUCUGGCCUUUUCAGGCUUCUUUACUGUGGUGCCUUAGAACUUGGCUGCAAGCUGUGAAGCCACCCUGGCCUGUCUGCCAGGGAGGGAAUUGCUAUAGGAGAUUCUCCUGGGUAAGGACCAGCACUUCUGGAACAGCUUCUCCCACUGACUGCCCUGCCCAGAAAGCUGGGGAAAUCGGACAUCCAGCAAUGUGUCCCACCAGGACAGCACAUGUAUGUAUUUGCAUGUGUUUUCCAGAACAACCCACUGAGAUUUUGGCCUCUGACACACAUCAGAGGAAGCAGUAAAAAGCCCCAGGAACUGGGCAGCUCUCCUGAAAUACCUUGUCUCUGGGGAAACACAUAUGAAUUGUUUUGGUUUUGUGGGCUUUUAUUCCUUCUCUGUCUCUGAAUACCUCCAAAAGCCUGCCUAGAAACACUAAGACUGAGCUCUGCUUGCCCCUCCUGAUGGCAAAUGAGGCAGGUGGCAAAUGAGCCACUGGAGUAUUUUUUCAGCCCCUGCACCUGCAGUGAGUUUGCCUGCCCAAAACCUUAACCUAGGUGAAAGUAUUUGAACCUGAAUGUGUAGUUCUGCACUAGGCACGGGGUGUGGACAUUCCUGAGUGCUUCAGCUCUUGGCCUGUGGAUGUGAGGUGACAGAAAUGGUGGCAGAAGGUGCUUAUCAGAAAGCCCAAAACUUUGAAGUGGCUCAGACCUUAGGCAUGGACAAUGGCAAAAAGAGACUUGCCCAAGGUUAGUUAAAGGAUGGACUUGUCAUGAAUAGAAAAGUGCUGGAGAAUGUCCCAUCCUCCCUGGAGUGGCAGCUGGAGAACUAAUAAUUCAGUUGCCACUACCUCCUCCUUUCCUAUAGACUGUGCAAGUUGCUCCCUUUGAAGGUCCUUCUUGUAGCUGCUGCUGCAGCACCUGAGCUAAUUCUCCAA
Molecule: messenger RNA, 3118 nt
Organism: Cinclus cinclus
Lineage: Eukaryota; Metazoa; Chordata; Aves; Passeriformes; Cinclidae
Gene: LIMK2
Product: LIM domain kinase 2
Exons: 16
Coding region: 1-1929 (642 amino acids)
Biological process (GO): actin cytoskeleton organization; protein phosphorylation
Cellular component (GO): cytoplasm; nucleus
Molecular function (GO): protein serine/threonine kinase activity; protein binding; ATP binding
Source: RefSeq, a predicted model, not a curated record